UCCCUCCUCCCCCCGGUGCAGUAUACCAAGUAUUUGGAGGGCCACACGGCAGCGGGGGUGCGCAGCGUCUUCCAGCGUGCCUGCGGCUACCACUUGCCCCGCAAGCCCAACAUCCACCUCCUCUGGGCGGCCUUCGAGGAGAAGCAAGGGAACCUGGAUGAGGCACGGCGCAUCCUGCGCUGCUUCGAGGAGGCGGUGCCAGGGCUGGCCAUGGUGAGGCUGAGGCGCGUCAGCCUGGAGCGGCGGCAGGGCAACCUGGCAGAGGCAGAGGCGCUGCUGCUGGAGGCCGUGCGAGCCAACGAGGGGCUGCCGCUGGCCUCCUUCUAUGCCGUGAAGCUGGCCCGCCAUGUCUGCAAGGUGCAGCGCGACCUGGGCAAGGCUCGCCAGGUGCUGGUGGGCGCCCUUGAGAAGGACCCGGAGAACGCGCGGCUGCACGCCAACCUGCUGGAGAUGGAGUUCGGGGCUGAUGUGCGGCAGAACGAGGGCAACACCAUGAGCUGCUUCGAGCGAGCGCUGCGCAGCCCCCUGCCCGACGAGGCCAAGCUGCUCUUCUCCCAGCGCCGCGUCGAGUUCCUCGAGGACUUCGGCUCCAGCAUCCACAGGUAUGGGGCGGGGGGAAUCCUGAAAAGGGGGGGGACACCCCAAAAAGGGGGAGAAAGCACCCCAGAAAAGGGAAAGCCCUAUAAAAAGUGGGGAAACCCUAAAGAAUGGGGAAAGCCUAUAAAAAUGGGGAAAAACUAUAAAAAUGGGAAAAUCCUAAAAAAUGGGGAAACCCUAAAGAAUAGGGAAACCCUAUAAAAAAUGGGGAAAGCCUA
Molecule: messenger RNA, 815 nt
Organism: Oxyura jamaicensis (ruddy duck)
Lineage: Eukaryota; Metazoa; Chordata; Aves; Anseriformes; Anatidae
Product: pre-mRNA-processing factor 39-like
Exons: 3
Biological process (GO): mRNA 5'-splice site recognition
Cellular component (GO): U1 snRNP; U2-type prespliceosome; commitment complex
Molecular function (GO): protein binding
Source: RefSeq, a predicted model, not a curated record